This is a messenger RNA of Trichobilharzia regenti, 3605 nucleotides long. NCBI's taxonomy places the organism in Eukaryota, Metazoa, Platyhelminthes, Trematoda, Strigeidida, Schistosomatidae. The record is from the annotation of a GenBank genome assembly.
UUUCAGGAGAGGAGGGAAUAAAUAAAUGUCAUUGAAAUGUCAGCAAUAUGGAACAAAUUAGUCUUCUGCCCCACUCCUUCUCGCUGUCUCUCUCUCUUACUGGCUCUCUCGCCAGCUCUCUCUCCAUCUAUCUAUCUAGUCAGGGCUUUAAACACCUGCAUACCUAAUUGGAUACUUAUAUGUAUAUAAUAUAAUAUCUUACGCCUUUUGUAAUAAAAGUCACGCCAAUAAAGGUGCCGCCGACUUCGCAUAAGUUAUCGAAUGUUAGCUAUUUUCUACCCCAAAAAAGAGAUUAUUUGGCUUUAUCCUCAUACCACCACCUUGGACAAUUAUUUUCAAAAGCAUAUACAUAUAUAAAUACACAGUAAACUUGCAAUUUCCCAUAAAUUCUUGAUUCACACAUCUUUUCAAAUUUCCCGCUAUCAAAUUUUCUAUGUUCAAUGCAAAAUGACUUUCAAUUCUUCUACUGAACAACUGAUAAAUUUGUCCCAUAAUAAUCAUAACAGUAAUAAUAAUAAUAAUAAUAAUAAUAAUCUUAAUUCAUCACAUAACGAGAAUCGUAAUUUCCGUGUGAAUUCAAUGCUUAGCGGAUUACCAAACCUGAUGGGUUUACAAGCAAAUACUUCUUCAAGUUUGGAUUCUCAGUCCAGUCUGUCAAUAUCUGCAGCAAUGAAUGCCGCAGCCGCCGCAGCAGCAGCAGCAGCUUUAUACGGACAACAACGAAAUCAACAGUCUAUGAAAUUCCCCCUACUACCAACAUGGUUAUCAUCAAAUCCUUUAUGGGAUAGAAAACAUUGUCUAGACUUAUCGUCUAAUAAUUUUGGAUUAUUCCCCAACGGAGCAACCGAUAAUCUCAGCGAAGUGAUGAUGAAUAAAUGUAACGAUGAUAGUUUGUCUGAUUUAUCAUUACUCGGGGACAAUUAUAAAUUAGAGUCUAGCGUUCGUCCAGUUUAUAAGAGUCCUACUCGUACAAAUGUUACCAAUGGGCCAAUAGUAGUUACAUCACCUGUUCAUCAAGUUGAGUUAAAUAACUCAACUCAGUCAUCAUUGUCAAAUCGCUUUUCAACUUCAGAUUUAAAUAAACAACAAUCUGAUGAAAUUGGUAGAGAUGGUCAAUUGAUAAAGACACGGUUAGAUCAUUCGUUACAGAAUAAUACUUCAUCAGUUAAUAAUAAUAAUAGUUCGAAUACGUCGACUUUUACUCCCCCAUCGACUCCACCACCGCCUCUAUCUGGUACUUCUUCCACUAUAUCUCCGAUUAUGUGUGAUGAUGUUCAGGGCAUGAAAAUGAAUUAUUCUCAGUCAGCUAUGGCUAUGGCAGCAAUGGCUGCAGCUGCGAUAGCUACUAAUAACUUCAAAAUGUCAUCAACAAGUACUUCUUCAAUGAAUCAAACAGUUAAUGAAAUGAAAUUAAUGAAUAAUACUAUUACAAAUAGCAUAAUUAAUAAUAGUGGUAAUAGUAAUAAUAACAAUAAUAAUAAUAACACCCCUGAUAUUGAUUCAAUUAUGAAUGCUGUAGCCGCAGCGGCUUCAGUUAUGGGAUCCCAUUUAUUACUAAAUAAUAGUAAUAAUAAUAAUAUUGUUUCUUCUACAAAUACUAAUCCUAUCAACACUGGUAUGAAUAAUCGUUCAAUCAAUGAUUGGAAAAUGCAUUCUUCAAUAAAAGACCAAGAGAUCAAUAAAGUUAGAAAUAAUACAUCAUCAACUUCAUCAUUAUUGCCAGAUUUUAAAUCGUCUACAUCUUCGUUGUUAAUGCACUCGAAUUUUGAUGCAUCACCAUUUGGAGGAAUGGAUUCAUCAAAUUUAUCAUCAUCACCAGAAUCAUGUGGAGUUCGACCUGAAGUUGAACUGGUCGAUAAAUCAUUAUGGGAUAAAUUUCAUUGUCAUGGAACAGAAAUGGUGAUUACUAAAAGUGGAAGACGAAUGUUCCCGCCAUUCAAAGUGAAAAUUACUGGUUUAGAGAAACGCGCCAAAUAUAUUGUUUUAAUGGAUAUUGUAGCCUUAGAUGAUUGUAGAUACAAAUUUCAAAAUAAUUUAUGGACAGUUGCUGGUAAAGCAGAUCCUGAAAUGCCUAAACGUAUGUACAUACAUCCAGAUUCUCCGUCAACUGGUGAACAAUGGAUGCAAAAGAUUAUCUCAUUUCAUAAACUUAAACUGACUAACAAUAUUUCUGAUAAACAUGGCUACACAAUACUGAAUUCAAUGCACAAAUACCAACCAAGAUUUCAUUUGGUCCGUGCAAAUGAUAUCCUUCGAUUACCCUAUUCUAAAUUCCAUACAUAUACAUUCAAAGAGACUCAAUUCUUAGCGGUUACUGCUUAUCAAAAUGAAAAGAUAACACAACUGAAGAUUGACAAUAAUCCCUUUGCUAAAGGAUUUCGUGAAUCCGGUGGAGGAAGACGAGAUAAAAAAAGGUUGGACAGUUUAAAGUAUCCUAAUCGGCCUAUAAAUCAUAAUAAUCAUAAUCAUAACAAUAAUAACUGUGACAAUCCAAAGGAUGUACGUGAAAUCUACGAAAGUCCUGUAAACACCUCCUCUGAUACAGAAAAUGAACAUGACUUGGACGAUUUAGAUAUGCAUUUAUCCAGCCAAUUCAACAAAGAUAACUUAUCUAUAAAUUCUAUGAAAACAUUAUUGCCAUUACAUUUAAACAGAACAGAUUUAAAAUCUGUUAGAUAUUCCAGUAAACGUAUGGGAUCAAAAGGAUUAGGUGAUUUGGGCAGUAGAGUUGAAAAAAUCCGUCGUACUAAUAAUCAAUCUGAUCAACAUUUCUAUGCAUCAAAUGAAAGUAUGUACAAAACGGAUUUCAGUGUGAGCAAUAAUAAUAAUAAUAAUAACAAUCAUGGAAUGAGUUAUCACAAAGACAUCGACUCUUUACGGAAUACAUCCCCAUCAUUUCUUUGUCCAACUACACCAGGAAGUUUGUUUAAUUCAUGUCAACCAGAUCUAAAGCAUAAUUAUUUAACACAUCUGCCUAAGUUUAGUGAGAUUCCACCAAAUGUAACAGUUAUCCCUGGUGAAUCAGGUGGACGGUUUAAUAAUGCCAUUACUACUAAUACUACUACUACUUCUACUAAUACAACUAAUCAUAAUAACAGUGAAAGUUUGUCACACUGUGAUGAUGAAAUAAAUCCUCAUAAAUUUAGAUUUCCACAUAAAAAUCCGACCAUCACAGAUAAAAAUGAUCCUAGUCAAUUCAAUAAAUUCUUAUCUGCAUGGACGCAUCACUUUACAUCCCAGCUUAUUCAAAAUCAGUUAAUGGAACAAAAAUUACAUCACCAUCCAUCAACAUCGUCGUUUACAACACCACCGGUGCCAUUGACAACAAAAGCUUCAACAGACUACUACUCCCAGUCAUCAUUUCAACAAUUGGAUGAUGCUGUAACACAUGGAGAUGUUAUCAGUGGAAUUAAUCCCCUGUCAAGUUAUGCUUCAAAUCUUGCCUUUUAUAUGCAACAAUAUCCUCAAUUUAUCCCACACAUAUUAUCACUUUUAUAUCAAAAUCCUUUCCAAGCAAAAAAUCAAGGGACUAACACAUCCAACGCAUUGUUUAAUGAUGAUAGUAUUACAAAUACAAAUAAUAAUAAUAAUAAUAAUAAAUAAUA